Messenger RNA from Rhineura floridana, 3716 nucleotides. RefSeq names its product TBC1 domain family member 23 (gene TBC1D23). Gene Ontology annotation, cellular component: trans-Golgi network. Gene Ontology annotation, biological process: retrograde transport, endosome to Golgi; embryonic brain development. The transcript is spliced from 19 exons. Lineage: Eukaryota; Metazoa; Chordata; Lepidosauria; Squamata; Rhineuridae. The coding region runs from base 79 to 2169 and encodes 696 amino acids. The record is from RefSeq and is a predicted model, not a curated record.
UGCUUCACUUUACGGCAGCUAUAUAGAAAGAAGGAAGGAUUGCGCUUUACGGCUGGGUGGCGGGGCACGUCAACAACUAUGGCGGAAGGGGAGGAAGCGCCUCCACCGAGCAGCUGGGAGAAUGACCUUGCAGAAGCUCUAGAAGAAGGUGGUUGUGAUCUUGAAACUGUCCGAAACAUAAUCCAAGGGAGAGCUCUUCCUGAUGACCUAAGAGCUAAGGUCUGGAAGAUUGCACUGAAUGUUGUAGGUAAAGGAGACAGUUUGGCAUCCUGGGAUGGUUGUUUGGAUCUGCCUGAACAGACACUGAUUCACGAAGAUUGUCAAGAACUAGUCGAUCAGCUGUCAGUACCAGAGGAGGAGAAGUCAGUAUUACUUUUGGAUAUUGAAUCUGUGAUUACUUUUUACUGUAAAUCUCGUAAUGUUAAAUACCAUUCUGGCCUUAGUUGGACAUAUCUACUCAAGCCAUUGGUGCAUCUUCGACUUCCACGAAGUGACUUAUACAACUGCUUCUAUGCUAUCAUGAAUAAGUACAUCCCCAGGGACUGUUUCCUGAAAGGGAGACCAUUUCAUCUCUUCCGGCUGCUCCUCCAAUAUCAUGAGCCAGAACUCUGCUCCUUUCUCGACACCAAAAAGAUGACACCAGACUCGUAUGCACUCAACUGGCUUGGAUGCCUAUUUUCAAGCUAUUGCUCGCUUGAAGUCACUCAGGCAAUAUGGGAUGGAUACCUACAGCUAGCAGAUCCAUUCUUCAUUUAUUUCCUAAUGCUUAUCAUCCUUGUUAAUGCAAAAGAAUUCAUCCUAGCACCACAGUCGGAUAGCAAAGAAGAUGUUGUGAAAUUUCUAGAAAAAUCCCCUGCCAGUUUGGAAGCAGACGAUAUAGAGGACCUUUUCUCCUUGGCACAAUAUUAUUGUAGCAAAACUCCAGCUUCUUUCAGAAAGGACAACCACACUCUGUUUGGCAGCAGCUUGUUGGGUGUCAAAGACGAUGAUUCAGACUUGAGCCAAGCUUUGUGUCUAGCAGUUUCUGUGUCAGAGAUUCUUCAAGCAAAUCAACAGCAAGGGGAAGGAGUAAGGUUCUUUGUGGUGGAUUGUCGUCCUGCAGAACAGUACAAUGCUGGCCAUUUAUCAACUGCAUUUCAUUUAGACUCAGAUCUGAUGCUCCAGAAUCCAUUGGAAUUUGCUCAGUCUGUGAAGUCUUUGUUAGAAGCACAGAAACAGUCUAUUGAAUCUGGAUCAAUAGCUGGUGGAGAGCACCUUUGUUUCAUGGGAAGUGGCCGGGAAGAGGAGGAUAUGUAUAUGAACAUGGUUCUGGCACACUUUUUGCAGAAAAAUAAAGAAUAUGUAAGCAUUGCCAAAGGAGGAUUUAUGGCACUGCAACAGCACUUAGCAGACAUUAAUGUAGAAGGACCAGAAAAUGGAUAUGGUCACUGGAUUGCCAGCACUUCAGGCUCAAAAAGUAGCAGUAAUUCCUUAGUUGAUGGUGAUUCUCCUAAUGGUUCAAAUGAUGGGAAGGGUGUCAAGUCCUUGGUAAACAAGAUGACCGAAGCUUUGAAGACUAGAUCUGUGAAUGUGAAAGAAAAAGUUAUUAGUUUUAUUGAAAAUACAUCAACUCCAGUAGAUAGACUUUCUUUCAAUCUUUCCUGGCCUGAGAGACCAAGUUUGCAGCGACAUGUGAGCAGCAGCGACAGAGUAGGAAAACCUUACCGCGGUGUGAAACCAGUUUUCAGCAUUGGAGAUGAAGAAGAAUAUGAUACUGAUGAAAUUGAUAGCUCCUCAAUGUCAGAUGAUGACCGAAAAGAGAUUGUCAACAUCCAGACCUGGAUAAAUAAACCAGAUAUAAAGUAUCAUUUCACCUGUGAUGAGGUGAAAGAAAGUGGGCAUAUGUUUCCUAGUCAUCUUCUAGUAACUGCAACACACAUGUAUUGUUUGAGGGAAAUUCCCUCCCGAAAGGGAUUUGCGUACAUACAGUCUCGCCAGGCAUUAAACUCUGUUGUUAAAAUCACAUCCAAGAAAAAACAUCCAGAAUUAAUAACCUUCAAGUAUGGAAAUAGCACCACUUCGGGUAUAGAGAUUUUGGCAGUUGAGAGGUACUUAAUUCCAAAUGCAGGUGAUGCUACCAAAGCCAUAAAACAACAGAUUAUGAAAGUUCUGGAUGCUCUGGAAAGCUAAUAAGAAAAGUUGUUUUUCAAUUAUAACAGAAAAUGACAACCAAGAUUCUGUAUAUGGACCUAAAAUGACUGUUUGCCAGUUGAAUACUAACCUAAGAGGACAUUUUCAGUUUACUGAUGGAAGUGCCUGAGUAGCAGGCUUAAAAUAGGGGUAAAUUAUACAUUUUGAAGAGAUUUUUAAGUAUUUUUCUUUGACACCCUUGGAUUUGCAAAAGUUGUUUUAUUAUAAAGGUCAGGUAUUUUUCAAGUAGGUUUAGAGGAGCUUACCUGUUCUUAAGAAGAAGGUUUGAUCUAUUUGAACAAUUGUAUUGAAGCCACACAGCACUUCUAAGAUCAUAGGAAAGUAUUUGAAAUCUGUUAGUUCCUAAUAUUACAAAUUGAAAAGUAGCAAUUUUUUUAAAACCCUAAGCACUGAGUAUUUAGUUUGAUCUGCUGGGUGAAAUAUCAACGAGUUACAACAAUACUUAGGAUAGGAACUAGAACUAGGAAAAACUGGGACCCAACAAAAAAGAAUAUUGUAGUCCACCAAAGUAGGUGUCUCUGUAACUGAUUUCCGAAGUCUUCUGUGUGCUAUCAGGUUAAAAAAAAAGUGGUUAAAUUAUUAAACUUGAAAUAGGACAUUGGAUGCAAUGAAAAGUCUAUAUUCACAAGUAUGUGGUUGGGUUGUUAUGAAAGCUAAGCUUCUAUUGGGCUACGGUCAGCAUCAGGGUGAAAGUUGAAACCAGAGUUCAUGCUUCAUGUGAUGGAAUACAGAAGCUGGCUGCAAUGAUGGGGAUACAAACAUAAUUGUUGGGCUGUUUUUUUUCAGAAACUGUCUGGCGCAGGCUGAAGAUGUAUUGCAUGCAAGUGAAGCAAAAUGAUCAGAGCUACAUAUUUGCGAUGAUUUUUAUGUAUGACAUGUCAUUUUUUUCUUUAAGAUGUGUUGGGCUGAGUUUUUGAAAUAAUGUCUUCAGUGCUUGAGAAUUAAAAAGAUUUUGCUGCAAAUCUGUAGCUUUCACAUAUUGACCAAAUGUUUAAGAGGGACUCGAAUGCACUUCGCAUCCUGGAGCAAGUUCCAUACAUGUUGAUGUGAAAGCCUGCAAGACUAUUUGGAAUGAAGUUUCAGGGGUUCCUAAUGUGCUGUGUCAAAAACAGCAGCUGAACAUCUGCAAGUCCAUAAAGUUCUAUUGCUGUAUCAUCACAAAAUAAAUUAAGCUGACCUUUAUAACAGUCAGCUUUUUAAAGUUAUGUUCUCAGUAGAAAUCAAGUUAUGGCACCUUAAUCCUGAAACUCCCAUUUUUAAAAAAUAUUUACACAAACACCACCGAAAUAAGAAGUAAUUGAAGAUGCGUUGCAUGAACUGCACCUCUGCCAAUCCUCCUGUAUUUAUAAUUCUGCCCCAGAGCUGUCAUAUUGUUUUUCCCCUUCUAGUCUCCUUAAAAACAAAAUUAAAUCUCCUGAAGAGCCUCCAGUUUGUGCCUACUUCAAUUUUUUCCCAUAAUGUUAAUGUAAAGAUGUUUGUGUUACUGUUUAUAAACUGCAAUUGUAAAUAAAUCGGUACUAUUUGAA